AUGAUUGGGUUGCCUUGUUGUGCAUGGAAUAAAGAUGUUGUUUCUAAGGUGGCUAACAUGUGGGGUGAUGUAUGUUUUCUAGAUGAUGAUGGGGAUGCUCCAUUGGCAAUCAAGAGGGCGUGUAUUAAGACUUCUAAGCCGACUUUGAUUCAUGAGACAGUUAAAGUGGUUGCCCAAGGUAUUGAGUAUGAUGUGGCAGUUCGUGAAAUUUCUAAUUGGGAACCAGAUAUAUUGGAAGAGGGGGAGGGUAACGGUAAUGAGGAGGUAGCAAAUUCUCUCAAUGUGGAUAACACUCCAAAUUUAGGUGAUCGAGGAGCUGGUUUUGUAGAUAGAAAAGGUCGUUUCUUUCCAACUAGUGGAAGGAAGAAGGUGGAUAGAUGCUUUGAAGAUGAUGAGCGGGUCAAAUCGAUCCCGGUUGAUGCAUCGGUGAAGUCGCCGACUAUGCCCCAGAGGGACUCUUCGCCGGCUGAUGAGGAAAUCCGUCAGGGUGGAGUAGUGGGGGGUGGGGCUUCGGAAUCUUUAUCUCAAUCUCCAGGUCCCAGCGUGAGAAGUUACACGGGAAUUUUAAUCUUAAUGCCUCGGCGUCGAGAUCCUCUGGUUCACAUGGUUCUUCUAAGUUGCUAA
This is a messenger RNA of Lactuca virosa, 624 nucleotides long. The record is from the annotation of a GenBank genome assembly. Lineage: Eukaryota; Viridiplantae; Streptophyta; Magnoliopsida; Asterales; Asteraceae.